AUUUAUAUAUUUAUUUAGGUGUCCCCAUAUGCCAUUGGCGGUGUGACAUUUAGCGAGCAAACACAAUACCCAGACAAGUGUGUUUUUUGGGGGGGGAUUGUAUGGUGAACUAUAUUGUUGUCUACGGAUUGAUUCGAUUCUUUUUUGUGUGUGCUUCCUGUCGUGUAUUGAUAUCCAUAUCUCAUCAAGACAAUGACGUUAUUUUCCAAACAUACAGCUGUAUAAUUUAAGUGCUCUAGUCACUAAUAUGUUGAGUUAAACAUAGGCCACUCUUGGUGUGUGACACCAUGAUUCCACCGUUUCAUCGCUUUUAUUCGGUACGUCCCCUUUAAGAGAACGACGGCACCUCGCAGGACGAGGCAGACAUUUUUCAAUGCGAGAUUUUUCCGUGCAUAAAUUAUGUUCAUGACGUAGUGCUAAAGGCCAAUUUUGUUGCAAUUUAGUCCGACUUUACAGCUCAGAUACGAUUUCGCGAGCCACCUCAAGGUUUUUUUUGAUUAUCUAAGCUGUUGCAGAGGAGGCCUCGUCAUUAAAUAUUAAGGCAGGAGGAGAUCCCAACGUUGCAACCCUCCUUAUCAAUGCAAAUGCCUCUUUUGUGUGCAGUCACAGCGCCCGUCUGGGAGCUGAGGUGAAUUUUUAAUUAUGUGCGACUGAAACAAACUGUGACCAGGACCUUUUAUAAAAAAAAAAGCGGGGGAUUACAGAAAACAAGCUGCGUUACCGCGAAUGUCAGGGAGACUGUGACUGCGGUGGUGCAGCGAGCCAUGAACUCCCAGGAUGCCCCUGCCAAAGAUGCCCCGCUUACAGUCAACGAGCAGCCAUUCACUGUCUGACUGCAGAAGUCUUUUUUCAGCCAUUUAAAUCCUGCACUUUGAAAUUCCCUGCAAAAACUACCAGGUCAUUGUGAUGUCAAGCCAUGAGACCAUUCGUGUACUGGAGGUAGAGGUCGAUGCACCUCUGCCAUCGUCAUUACCCGAUGGGAAGAUUGAAGUCAAAGCUGAGGAGGGAUCGGCUCGACCUGCAGAGCAAACGGAGGACGGCGGCACACACGACGACCCUGAUGUGACCCUGAGCACCAGGGCGGCGGUAGGAACCGACCCUGGCUUUGCUCCUGCAGUGCUGGGCGAGCAGCAGGUGGUGUCUGUUGAGGUUCCUGCACCUGCUGUCCAAACGCUGACCCCCUCUGUGCCCGUCAGUCUGCCGCUGAUGCAGCCCCAGGCCGCCAUGCCCAUCGCUGUACAAGGAUGUCCACAGGUGCUGACCCAGGAAGGUUUGGCCACUCUGAUGACGAGUAUGAUGGCCCAGACAGGAUCUCUGGGGCAGCCCUUGCUCAUCCCCAUCAGCAUGGCGGGUUCCAUCGGGGGCCAAGGAGGUCUGGCUGUUCUCACUCUCCCCACCACCAACGUAGCUACUCUCUCUGGGCUCACAGCAGCUAACACAGCUGGAAACCUUCUCAAACUGCCCUUUGCCGGCCUCCAAGCUGCGACAGUCCUGAACUCUGUCCAGCCCCAACUGCAGACAAGCCCUCAGACCAUGUUCCAGCCCCAAGCUGCCCUACAGCCAGUGCAGGUGACGUCCCAUCCAACGCAGGUGACCAACGCACAGGUGACCGGCGCUCAGGUGGCCUCGCACGCCAGCGCGGUCUCUCAGUCCAACAUAUCCUUAGCGGCCCUCCAGACCGCGGGACUCUCCAUCAAUCCCGCCAUUAUUAAUGCGGCGUCUUUGGGAUCUCAGCCCCAGUACCUCAGUUCCCUCACCUCCACUCCUAUCAUCACCAAUGCAAUGUCCAACAUGGCGGGAAUCACAAGCCAGAUCAUCACAAAUGCCCAAGGACAGGUCAUUGGAACCCUCCCUCUUUUAUUGAACCCUUCUCUGGCUGGAGCGACUGCAACAACCACCCUCCAGGGUCUCCAGGGUCUCCAGGGUCUGCAGGGUCUGCAGGGUCUCCAGGGUCUGCAGUGUAUACAGGGUCUACAGGGUAUACAGGGCUUGCAGGGUAUACAGGGUCUGCAAGGCCUGCAAGGCCUGCAAGGCCUCCAGGGCCUCCAGGUCCAGACUGUUACCCCACAACUGCUUCUCAACACCCAGGGCCAGAUUAUUGCCACAGUGGGGAAUGGGUCAGCAGUUGCAACUUCCACUGCAGUUCUGCCCAAAGCCGCUGCUCCGCCAACAUUUACCAAACCCAUCACACAGGCUUCGGUAACAACUGUGUGUCAGUCACCGAUUGUCAUCGCCCCGCAGCCGUCUGUACUGAGGAAUUCCACCACGCUCUCAACCGCAGUGCCCAUUAGCUGUGCAGACAUAGCAAAAGUGGGACAGCUUGUCAGCAAACCCCAGCAGGUGGUCAGCAGCGAGGAAGGCAUUAAUCUGGAGGAGAUUCGAGAGUUCGCCAAGAAUUUCAAGAUCCGUCGGCUGUCCUUGGGGCUUACUCAGACACAAGUAGGGCAGGCUCUUACUGCAACUGAGGGUCCGGCCUACAGCCAGUCUGCCAUUUGCAGGUUUGAAAAGCUGGAUAUCACACCCAAGAGUGCUCAGAAGCUGAAGCCCGUGUUGGAGAAGUGGCUGGCCGAGGCCGAGCACUGGAACCAGAAGGGCCAGCAGAAUCUGAUGGAGUUUGUUGGCGGUGAACCAUCCAAAAAACGCAAGCGGCGUACCAGCUUCACACCACAGGCGAUCGAGGUUCUUAACUCUUACUUUGAAAAGAAUGCACUGCCAACAGGUCAAGAGAUUACCGAAAUAGCGAGAGAGCUAAACUAUGACCGCGAGGUUGUGCGAGUGUGGUUCUGUAACCGACGGCAGACGCUGAAAAACACGAGCAAGAUCAAUGUGUUCCAGGUCCAGUAACGACCUCGUUCUGGGGGGGUUCGCCGCGGACGUAUGGGGCGUUUUUGGAAGUUGAACAUUUAAUACGGCAACACAGUUGUGAACUGUGUUGUAACUAUAAGCCAAACUCCAUUAAGGACUAUGUACUUUUAUAGAAAAUAAAGGAAAUUACACAUACUUCAAGUGUAGUGACAGAGUACUAAAAAAAAGAAGUUCAUAAUGUAUUUUAAGACUAGUUGUGUAUACAACUCCCGUGUGGUGGGUCUCAGUCAGACGGCAUGGGUCCAUUAUCAUAUAUAGUAAUGGUAAUACAGCGAUAACAACGUCAUAUUUAAAAACAUUUUAACUUUUAUACAGGUGAUUUUAUAGAAGGUCUCUCUUUGAAUAAUAAUAAUAAUAAGUGGCAGUGCAUUGAGUCACAUUGAUUUUAGUCACAUUGUUGUCACUGUGUCACAGGGAGUGACUUUAUGCUGAUAUUUGAAUAACAUGCUUUUGUCACCACGAUUAUGGUUUAUUUUGUAUUCAAGUAGUACUUGUACUACAUGAGCAGCUUUGCAAACACAAGCCUCUGUAGACUGAACGUAGGCAAUGGCAUAUCACCUUAUUUCCAUCAGAGAUUGUCGUCUAAUUAAUGCCAAAAUGGACGUUGCUAUCUAUGGAACCUUAACUCCAACAUUUUUUGGGGACAAUCAUGAUUUUGAUAUCUCUUAUUGAUAAUCACAAAGGUGAGCUUAACAUCUGUAGUCAUUUGUAGAGUAAUUUUUUAUGUUUCUUGCACAACACGUUUUUAUCAAAAUAUUAUUAUCGAUUGAGAUAUUGCUUAUGACACAACUAUAAACUGCUUUUUUGUAUUUCAUAAUGUUUGUUUAAUUUGAGAGUUACUAAUUGUGAGUGGAAUGUGUGUAAAUUCACCCUUUUUUACACUUUUUGUUUAAUGUGCUGAAGAUACUCUGCGAGUAUCUUGUGUUUCCUCUUCAUUCACGGUUGUAACUGUUCUCUCACUGGUUUGAAGGUGGUUCUGCAGCAUUUGUUUCAAAUCUCAAGUCCAAUUUGGACUAUUAUGAAGGCAGUUUAAAACAUUCUGGCAUUGGCCAGAAACAUUAGCAACAGGUUUUUAAAUAUUCCUACUAACCCCAAUAUUAAUUUAAAAAAAUGCAAUUAUCUGUUUAGCCAAGACAAAGGUUUUAUGUUAUGAUGACCUUCAAUCUGCAUGAAUAAGGAGAGUGCCAAUGCUAAUACUUCAAAAAAUUCUUUGCACUUUAGUGACAGUAGGGACAUUAAAAGGGAUACUAAUGGUUUAUGUACAGCGUAGUACAUACAGGUUAAGUUUUUAUGAAUAUGGGAGAAUUUAUUUUCCACUUUUUAAUGUUGUUGAAUCUUUGCUUUGCAAAAUGUAGCAGUAUUAGCAAAACUGCAUUCAUUCAACUAAAAAUCAACAUCUAUCCCUUACAUUGAUGUAAUUUUAUUAAGAAAUUUAAAAUACUGCAAUUUAAAUGUACAAGCUAAUAUGCAUUGGUCCCAUUUUUAUAUUCAAUGGUGCAUUUUUUUUUGGAACAAUUUUAAACAAAUGGGCCUAUUUUGCAAUGGACAUACAUGAUGCAUAAACAUUCAAAAUUAUAAAUAUUACAAAGUUCUUGCUCUAAUAUGUGUUUUUCCUUCUGUUCAAUAUGGGAGGACAAUGUAUAAUGUUGUUUAAUAUACUAAGUUAUCACUAGAGAAAAGAAGAGCUAAUUUACAGAGUUUGGGUCUUUGCGAGAAAAGAGAAAAAGUGGAGCUGGAUGUUUUUGUCAUUUUCUGUCAGACAAAUAAACCCUGGUUUUAUUAAUCCCUA
Messenger RNA from Gasterosteus aculeatus aculeatus (three-spined stickleback), 4654 nucleotides. It is a transcript of the gene pou6f1, whose product is annotated as POU class 6 homeobox 1. The record is from RefSeq and is a predicted model, not a curated record. Gene Ontology annotation, biological process: regulation of transcription by RNA polymerase II. NCBI's taxonomy places the organism in Eukaryota, Metazoa, Chordata, Actinopteri, Perciformes, Gasterosteidae. Gene Ontology annotation, molecular function: DNA-binding transcription factor activity, RNA polymerase II-specific; RNA polymerase II cis-regulatory region sequence-specific DNA binding.